Molecule: messenger RNA, 1149 nt
Organism: Penicillium argentinense
Lineage: Eukaryota; Fungi; Ascomycota; Eurotiomycetes; Eurotiales; Aspergillaceae
Exons: 2
Coding region: 1-1149 (382 amino acids)
Source: RefSeq, a predicted model, not a curated record
AUGAAUAAGCCGUGUAUCUACCCCGGCCGACUGCCCGCAGGCUACCACGAUCUCGUUAAUGAAAAUUUCCCUGCGCCGGAAGAGUACAUUUUACCCCAAGGCGUGGAGACUCUACAGUCCACAGCGACGAUGUCACUGUCUUUCUCCACCGACGCUGGUCUGCAUGUGGAUCCGACUCUGGACUCCCUCGCCGUGGAUUCCUUGCAUUCGCUGUCGGACUGGGUCGAGAAUGCGCCCGAUACCUCAUUACUUUCAUUUUUCACAACGCAAGGAUACUGGUCGCAAUCAGACCUUGUUGUUGCUAUCCCCAGGGCAAGGCCUUUACGCCCUCUUUCGGAAAUUGUCGCCUCUCAUCUGCAAUUUGCCAUAGAUAACCUCAAAAAUACGCCGAAGAUAAUGGUACUGGAAAAUCAAACUCCAUGGUGCCACCAACAACUGUAUAAAAGCUAUAUGCCGAAGGUCAUGCAGGAUGCCUACGCCUGCUGCUCCCUAUACAUGUCCAAAAACGAUAUCAACGCUCCGGUAAUCAUGUCACUAUUCGACGCACGCACCCGCGAGCUCUUAUCAAUGUCCGAGCCAACCGAACCAAUCGAGAUACUCGCGCGUGUCCACGCCCUGAUCCUGUACCAAAUAAUGCGACUCUUCGACGGCGACAUUCGCUCCCAUGCCACCGCCGAUGCUCUCUUCGCGACACUAGAAUUAUCAGUCCUCACACUGAUGUCCAUAAUUCCAGUUCCAAACCCCUCAGGCCCAACAGAGCUUCUCCCCCCAUCCGUGGAAGGUACCGCGAUAUUCUGGCAAAUUUGGGUUCUGCAAGAAUCAGCGCGCCGAACUAUUUUACUCACAUUUUACUUUAUUCAAAUAUAUAAAGUGCUUCAGGGGAAAGUGCCCGUGACUUGUGACGGGAAGCUCGGACUUGAACACUCCUGGUAUCUCUCAGGUCAUCUGUGGAAUUCUCAGAGCGCCUUUGAUUUCGCGGUCGCGUGGACCGAGCAACAGCACCAUAUUGUCUAUAAUCUCAAUUUUGAGCCGGUGUUACAAAGCGCGCACCCGGAUGAGGUCGAUUUAUUUGGGAGAAUGUUGCUGGUGACUGUGCUUGGUAUUGACAAGGCUAAGGCAUGGUUUUAUACAAGAGGUGCUAUUCUAUAA